GUGCAGGGAAUGCAUUGGAAAAGGGAACUGUCUGCUUGCCAUGAUGAAGGUCUAUCUUGUUUUCUUGUGCCUUCUGCCCUCUCUGAUUUCUGGAGCCAGCAUCCUGCCUGAACCCAGAAAGAAUGUUCGUGCUUCUGCUACAAAUGCUGAAAUUCAGAGUCUGGCUGAGCAGUUCUAUGCAGCUGAUACCAACAAGGCUGCAAGCGGGGACAUUAACCUGAAUCUGCAAUAUAAAGCCACCAGCUCCCAGAGUACCUCAGGAACGGACUAUGCCAGUCAAAAGUUAUUCAGUUAUGUGAAUGAAGCCAAACUGUUUGCUCGGCCAACCUUUGCCAAGCUUGUGGCUUUGCUUGAUAAUUAUGUCCAGAUAACUGGUACUGCAGAAUCUGUGCCCACGGCUGAAGUACAAGAGCAAAAUGCUUUUAUCGAUGAGAUAUUCAAAACCUCAAUCAUCACUAAACUAUCUAACUUCUUCAUCUCUAAAGGGUAUUACAGCACAGCUGCCAGCUUUAAGACUGAUCUCAAAGAGAUGUGGUUUGGUCUGUACACCCGUACCAGUGGCCCCUUGGACUCUUCUGGCUUUGAGCAUGUUUUCCAUGGUGAAAUCCACAAGGGUAAGAUAUCAGGUCUUCACAGCUGGGUACAGCUCUAUCUGCUGGAGAAGUCUGGCCAAGUCAACUAUUUGAGCUAUACCUCUGAUGGAGUAUGGACUGGUUAUCCAGAUGUUUAUGCUUUCCAACUGAAAUGGAAUACUUACCUGAAAACCAUUGGAUCUUUCUUUGUUGGUUCCAGCCCUGAGUUUGAUAUUGCUAUGUACACUCUAUGCUAUGUAACCCGCCCUGAUAGCCUGUGCACAGUCCAGAUGGGUGGCUCCACUUUCCAAAUUCAAACCUACACUUGGGCCAACUCUACCUAUGGAAAUGGAAAGAGAUACGUGGCUUCUUCUUACCCCAAUAUUUAGACAUAAUGAUCUGAUUUAAUUGUGCAAUUAAAGCUGCAGCUAUGGAAAGCA
This is a messenger RNA of Xenopus tropicalis (tropical clawed frog), 1012 nucleotides long. RefSeq names its product endonuclease, poly(U) specific like 2 (gene endoul2). NCBI's taxonomy places the organism in Eukaryota, Metazoa, Chordata, Amphibia, Anura, Pipidae. The record is from RefSeq and is a predicted model, not a curated record. The coding region runs from base 41 to 961 and encodes 306 amino acids. Gene Ontology annotation, molecular function: RNA binding; metal ion binding; RNA endonuclease activity. The transcript is spliced from 7 exons.